AAGAAUGAGUUAGGUUUCAUCCCAAAAAAAGCUCAAUGUGCCCGGUAGGGAGUAGGAGCGAGGACUUGAAUUGCAAGGAAAUAAGAUCCGCAGCACUUAGUAAGCAGGUGUAAGCACUGCAGCACUGAAAAGGAAACGCCAGCUUUGUGGAGCUCACAUGGAAAGUGGUGACAGACCAGAAGAACAAUUGCACAACUGUGAUGUAGCUGCCUCAGGUCCAUGCUGUUGGCUGGAGCAGUAGGUUGAGUCUUUCUGAACUAUGCCAAGAAAAAGAAAGCUGUUGGCUCAAUUAAGUGCUCUUCAAAACACCAGCAGCUUCCCUCAGAUCGAUGCUGUGGAGCAGCUGAACACUACACCUGGAGCAGAUCCUUCUCCAAAAAGCAGCAAAUAUUUUGUGAUAGAGAAAAAAAAUUCUCCUCAGCUACAGGAAGAUUUUUUCAACCAGCCCUGUGUUAGUCUGGCCAAAUCCUUUCUGGGACAGAUUUUAGUUCGCAAACUUCCUGAUGGCAGAGAGCUCUGGGGCAGGAUUGUUGAAACAGAAGCUUAUCUGGGUGGGGAAGAUGAAGCUUCCCACUCGAAAGGUGGGAAGCAAACACAACGGAACGCAGCAAUGUUCAUGAAACCAGGAACUCUGUACGUGUAUCAGAUCUAUGGGAUUUAUUUCUGCAUGAAUGUUUCCAGCCAAGGAGAAGGGGCUGCAGUGCUGCUGCGUUCCCUGGAGCCUCUGCAGGGCUUGGAUGCCAUGAGGGAGCUGCGCAGCGCCUCCAGGAAAGCACCCAGCAGGCUGCUCAAGGACUGGCAGCUCUGCAACGGGCCCUCCAAGCUCUGCCAGGCCUUUGGCAUCGACAAGGCUUUUGACCAAAGGGACCUGACUCAGGAUGCUGCCAUCUGGAUGGUGCCAGGACAGGACCCGCCGGGGGAGCAGGACGUGGUGGCCACCACCAGGAUUGGCAUUGGCAACAGGGGAGAGUGGGCACAGAAACCACUCAGGUUUUAUUUACGAGGAAACAGAUUUGUGAGUGUUGUAGACAAGAAAAUAGAGAGAGAGAUGGCAGCAAGGGGACAUUCCCCUGGCAGCUGACAAGUCUUGCAAGUGUCCCGGGGACCAGGACUUGAGCUGUGCUCUGUACAAUGGCCUCAAGCUGCAUCAUGGCAGACAGAGGGGCUUGGGGGGGUUUUAACAAUAAAUGUACUUUGUCACAAUGAA
Messenger RNA from Passer montanus (Eurasian tree sparrow), 1207 nucleotides. It is a transcript of the gene MPG, whose product is annotated as N-methylpurine DNA glycosylase. Gene Ontology annotation, biological process: base-excision repair. The transcript has 5 exons. Bases 260 to 1081 code for a protein of 273 amino acids. Lineage: Eukaryota; Metazoa; Chordata; Aves; Passeriformes; Passeridae. Gene Ontology annotation, molecular function: DNA binding; alkylbase DNA N-glycosylase activity. The record is from RefSeq and is a predicted model, not a curated record.